Messenger RNA from Uloborus diversus, 2362 nucleotides. Its product is annotated as tubulin alpha-8 chain-like. The record is from RefSeq and is a predicted model, not a curated record. The coding region runs from base 95 to 1447 and encodes 450 amino acids. Gene Ontology annotation, biological process: mitotic cell cycle; microtubule cytoskeleton organization. Gene Ontology annotation, cellular component: microtubule; cytoplasm. The transcript has 4 exons. Gene Ontology annotation, molecular function: GTP binding; structural constituent of cytoskeleton. Lineage: Eukaryota; Metazoa; Arthropoda; Arachnida; Araneae; Uloboridae.
UGAUCAGCCGCCAAGGCGUCAACUUUACAUCUCCAUUUUAAGGACAAACCUUGAAUAUUUCAUUUUGUGACUUAAUAAGAUAGUUAAAUUGAACAUGCGUGAAUGUAUCAGCAUACACAUUGGCCAAGCUGGAGUCCAGAUUGGGAAUGCCUGUUGGGAGCUUUACUGCUUAGAGCACGGAAUCCAGCCUGAUGGUCAAAUGGCUGGCGACUUGGUCCAUGAUGCUUCUGAUGAUUCUUUCAGCACCUUCUUCAGUGAUACUGGUGCCCAACAAUACGUACCUCGGGCUAUUUUUGUUGAUCUGGAACCCACCGUCAUUGAUGAGAUUCGCACAGGCGUCUACAGACAUUUGUUUCACCCAGAACAAAUGAUUACCGGGAAGGAGGAUGCUGCAAAUAAUUAUGCUAGAGGGCAUUAUACUAUAGGAAAAGAAAUAAUUGAUUUAGUGUUGGACCGCACCCGUCUGCUGGCAGAGCGAUGCUCUGGUCUUCAGGGGUUUUUGAUCUUUCACAGCUUUGGCGGAGGUACAGGUUCUGGAUUCACAUCCCUGUUGAUGGAAAGGCUUUCAGUCGAUUACGGGAAGAAGUCCAAGUUGGAAUUUGCGAUAUAUCCGGCACCAAGGGUAUCUACUGCAGUUGUGGAACCAUACAACUCAAUUUUAACAACUCACACCACAUUGGAACAUUCUGAUUGUGCUUUUAUGGUGGAUAAUGAAGCCAUUUUUGACCUCUGUACUCGUAAUCUAGACAUAGAACGUCCCACAUACACAAAUUUAAAUCGUAUGAUUGGCCAAGUGGUUUCUUCUAUCACUGCCUCUCUCCGUUUUGAUGGUGCCCUAAAUGUGGACCUAACAGAAUUCCAGACAAAUCUGGUUCCAUAUCCAAGAAUACAUUUUCCUCUAGUUUCAUAUGCUCCUGUAAUGUCGGCAGAGAAGGCAUAUCAUGAGCAGUUGACUGUUGGUGAAAUCACCAACUGCUGUUUCGAACCGAGCAAUCAGAUGGUCAAAUGUGAUACCAGGCAUGGAAAAUACAUGGCUUGUUGUCUUCUCUAUAGAGGGGAUGUGGUACCGAAGGAUGUGAAUGCUGCGAUUGUGUCCAUCAAAACAAAAAGAUCCAUCCAAUUUGUUGAUUGGUGUCCAACAGGGUUCAAGGUCGGUAUCAACUAUCAGCCUCCUACUGUCGUCCCAGGAGGAGAUCUUGCAAAAGUUCCUCGAGCAGUUUGCAUGCUGUCCAACACUACGGCGAUUGCAGAAGCUUGGUCACGUCUUGAUCACAAGUUUGAUCUUAUGUAUGCAAAGAGAGCUUUUGUCCAUUGGUAUGUAGGAGAAGGCAUGGAGGAAGGAGAAUUUUCUGAAGCUCGGGAAGAUAUGGCAGCACUGGAGAAAGAUUACGAAGAAGUUGGAUUGGACUCGACAGAUAACUACGAGGAUGAGGGGGAAGAAUAUUAACAGCAUAUUUUGUUAGUGGGUUGUUUUCUGAUGCGGGCCAUUCCAUGUCAUGUGGUGCAGAUAAAUUGAUUAAUUUCAUGUUUAACAGAGAACGAUACACAUUCUGAAUAAUGAGUAGGGCUUUUUUUUUUUUGUAAAAUAUUAAUCAUUACAUACCUUAUUUUGUUAGUCAAUGCAUGAUAGUAUCCAAAAUAUAGAUGUUUUAUUCAGUUGUUAUGGUAUACUAGAAUUGAUAAUUUUUAAAAGGCUUGAAAAUUUUACUUUCUGGAUGGUUUAAUACCUUGAAAUAGUUUUGGAAUUGUUUUCCAUGCUACAAAUAGCCACAUAUAUAUUUUUUUUUUUCAUGUUUCCCAUAAACAGCAAAUAAACCAGUGCAUUGAAACCAGACUAGCUCAACCAGGAAAAAAUAUUCCUUUGAUUUAGCAUAAGCAGUGAAGAAUAUUUCUUGCAUACACAUGAUGAGUAGACAUUUUUUGAAGAUAUUUUCUAUGCUAUGUUGCUUUUGUGAAAAGCUGACACUUAAAAUCUUACUAGUUUUUAUCUCAGUCUGAAGGACAAGCUGAAAUUAAUGAACAUGAAAUUAGUUAAUUUUUAUGUUGCACAUUACAUGAAUGCCUAUAUAUUAAAUAACUUUGGCUGUGUUUUUAAAUAACAUUAAACAAAUUAUCUGCUAUAUUAAAAAAAUAUAUCAUGCUGGACAUGUUAAUGCAAAUAAAUAAUCAUUUAGGGUAGUUAUUUCCACAAAAUAAUUGAAGCUAACUUUUUUUAACGAGUUUAGAAACUUUAAUAUUGUUUGCAAGACACUAAGUAUGAAAUCCAUUGGCUAAUUUUUAUAAUGCUGAAAUGUUGAUAAGAUCAUGUUAUGUACAUAUUCUGUUCACAAUGUUAUUUACCAUUGUUUAAUCAUAGUAUAAA